Messenger RNA from Aspergillus caelatus, 2109 nucleotides. Its product is annotated as putative RNA binding protein (Arp). Lineage: Eukaryota; Fungi; Ascomycota; Eurotiomycetes; Eurotiales; Aspergillaceae. The record is from RefSeq and is a predicted model, not a curated record. The transcript has 4 exons. Gene Ontology annotation, molecular function: 3'-5'-RNA exonuclease activity; RNA binding. The coding region runs from base 123 to 1970 and encodes 615 amino acids.
UCCGCUUCUUCGAGACACUGUUUUUCCGUCCCGGUUGACCCUUUUCCCUUUUGGCGCGAGAAGAGCAAGCCCCCCCCCCCGUGAUACUCAACCAACUGUAAUCAAUCAAUCAAUCUUCAGCGAUGGCAUCCGUUUCAGCUCCCACCCCUAAGCUGGAUCGCUAUAUUGUCAUCCAUGUCGCAACCACCUGCGAUGAACAUGGCGUCUACGUCACCAAAGAUUCGGCAGAGGUGAUCGAAUUGGGGUGGAUUUUGUUGGAUGCCAAAACCUGCGAGGAGUUGCACCGUGAAAGUGUGCUCGUCAAGCCCGUCAACACCCCCAUCACGCCGCUUUGCACGAGCCUGACAACUCUGACAUGGGAGCACGUCCGCUCGGCAGGUACUUUCCGCGAUGCCAUCGCCCGUUUCGACGAAUUCGCCAAGGAACACCUUAUCAACAAAAACUUGGAGUUUGCUUUCGUGACGUUGGAUUCGUGGGACCUUCGUGUACAGCUCCCUCGUGAAGCCCGAGACAAGGCCGUCGUUCUUCCCGCAUAUCUCCAGCAUUCCCGGACCUUCGAUCUGCGAACCGAGUAUCAGAGAUGGCAGACUCAUCACCCCGAGUCUCUACCCUUCGGUCCCAGUUCCCUCUCCAACAUCUGUGCCGCCCUCGAAGUUGAACCCGUUCAAACCUCCGCCCCCAUCAAACACAACCUCCCCUUCCACCUGCAGGCGCUGGCCCCCGCAUCACCACGACGGGCCAUGGAGGAAGCCAUUACGCUGGCUCGCGUCCUCCGCGGCUUGAUUCGCAAGUCUCAGCCCCCUCACGAGCACCCCGAGAUCUUGACCCGCCCCAUGGAUGCGAGAGCAGACGUUCGUGCCUUCCUGGCCGAACGGAGCAAGGUGCUGCAUUUGAGCGGUCUUCCCCACGAUACCACCCAGUCUGAGCUCGAAAGCUGGUUUACACAGUUCGGCGGCCGUCCGAUCGCCUUCUGGACCCUCCGGACUCCGGAUCAGCACAAGCCUACCGGCACUGGCUUUGCGGUCUUCUCGUCUCACGAAGAGGCUGCAGAAAGUCUCUGCAUGAACGGUCGUGCACUGAAUGAGAAGGCCAUUGAGGUCUCACCUUCCUCUAGCCGUGUGCUCGAUCGUGCCGCAGAGAUUCUCACCCCAUUCCCUCCCUCGAAGAACCGCCCUCGUCCCGGCGACUGGACCUGCCCCUCCUGUGGAUUCUCCAACUUCCAGCGCCGUACCGCUUGUUUCCGUUGCUCGUUCCCUGCCAUGGCCGCUGCUCCGGAUCCGAUGGGUUAUGGGGGUUUCGGCUACGGCCCGCCCUCCAUGAUGCCACCUCACAUGGGUCACGGUCACGGUCACGGUAUGGGCCAUUCUCGUGGCAUGGGCGGCAACGGUGGUGUGGUUCCCUUCCGUGCGGGUGACUGGAAGUGCGGUUCGGAGGGUUGUGGCUACCAUAACUUCGCUAAGAACAUCAACUGUCUGCGUUGUGGUGCACCCCGCUCGGGAGCCGCCGUGGUUGCGGACUCCGCUUUCCCAUCGCCCAUGGACCCUCCUUCGGGCUUUGGGAUGGGCCCUAACUCCAUGGCGAGCACCCCGGCACCCGCCCCCUUUACCUCCACCGCAGGUGGCUUUGGUGGAUUCACCCAGCAGUUUGGAGCGCCCCCGAACAACUACGCUCUCCCCUCGGCGCUGGGCAGUGGCCCUGGAGGAUACCCCCCUAUGGGUCAGAUGAACGCCGGCUACGGUUCUAGCAAUACCUCUCACACCGCCGCUUCUUUCGCCAACCCAGCUACACAGGCCGCUUUCACCGGAGCUGACCACGCCACCUCCACCAGCGCUUCGAACGGCGCUUUUUAUGGGGCGGAUGGGUCCAACGAUCCCUUUGCCUUCCUGUCCACCGGCUUGGGCGGCCUGUCGGUCGGUGACGACGGUCACUCCCGCCGCAACGGUACUGGUGCUAGCAAGUCUCCUGCUUAAAGUCACCGCGGUGAAUCUUUAAGGCGGGGUGGUUGUACUAUUUCCAUUCUUCUGUGACGGAAACCCCAUUUUAUGUUUGUGAAUAUGGUCAUCUAGAUUGUCGGUAUAUGUGACGGUUGAAUCUCGUUGAUGCGCGUUU